UUGUCUCCCAUCAGUGAUUUUUCCCAGGUCGGAGAUGGCCCUGGAAACGGUGCCCAAAGAUCUGCGGCAUCUGCGCGCUUGUUUGCUAUGUUCGCUGGUCAAGACAAUAGACCAGUUUGAAUACGACGGCUGUGACAAUUGUGACGCCUACCUGCAGAUGAAGGGUAACCGAGAGAUGGUGUAUGACUGCACCAGCUCUUCCUUUGAUGGAAUCAUUGCAAUGAUGAGUCCAGAGGACAGCUGGGUCUCCAAAUGGCAGCGAGUCAGUAACUUUAAGCCAGGUGUCUAUGCAGUAUCCGUCACUGGCCGCCUGCCUCAAGGAAUUGUUCGCGAGCUGAAGAGUCGAGGAGUGGCCUACAAAUCCAGAGACACAGCUAUAAAGACCUAGCCAGAGUAGUAGUUGCCAUCCUUCUUGCCCAACCAUUUGCCUCAUAUUUUUCAUUGUGGAACUAAAUGGGCAGAACAUCAAAAUGUCCAAACUCUCCAAUUCUGAAACUUCACAGACUGUCUGGAGAGCAGUGUGGCAUGCCCUUAGGGCUGGUGUACGUGCCCCUGGAUCAUUUUCCAACUCUGAACUGCUGGUGGUGUGGGUGGGGUUUGGGUUGGGAAUUAACAGAGAUUGAACUGAAUUGGGGAUAGGAUGCUGGUUUCCUACCAAUGCCCAGAGCUCUGCCUUUGGGUUAAAUGUCAAUAAAUGCAAAAGUUUUAAAUCUGAAAAAAAAAA
Molecule: messenger RNA, 724 nt
Organism: Suncus etruscus (white-toothed pygmy shrew)
Lineage: Eukaryota; Metazoa; Chordata; Mammalia; Eulipotyphla; Soricidae
Product: transcription elongation factor SPT4-A
Exons: 2
Coding region: 35-388 (117 amino acids)
Biological process (GO): mRNA processing; positive regulation of DNA-templated transcription, elongation; chromatin organization
Cellular component (GO): DSIF complex; nucleus
Molecular function (GO): RNA polymerase II complex binding; zinc ion binding
Source: RefSeq, a predicted model, not a curated record